CUUGUACCACAGAAUAUUCAGUCUGUGGCUCUGUGCUUGUACUUUUAUUUAUAUUAUUUGUAGCUAAUACCUAUUAUUGUAAUAUACACAGCUUAGAUAUUUUAUCAAGCCGAGGUAACAUACGAUUCACGGAUCACAGUUCUUGACAGUUGAUAGUAAAUACUAAAUAGUAAUAAAUAAUAAUAAUAUACAUGACAAAAUAUACAUUGUCAUGAUARUAUGAACAUAAAUUACGAAGUAUACCUAAUCAUAUGAAGUAUAAGUUUUGAUAUUUUAAUCUCAAUUUUAUUUUCAUAUGUUUGACGGCUAAUGCUUACUUGUUAAUUAUGUUUCUAAAAAGUGUUUCUUUAAAUUAAUCUUUAAAGUAAAUUAAUAAUACCAACUCAAUUUGACAACUUCAGUGUGGCCCACUAACUAUAUAUACGUUCUGUUUUAGGAAGAUAAAUACUAAUUCAAAAUGAUACGAGUUGAAGAAAGUCGUAUAAAAUCAUAUCUAACUAUGUAUAAAUUUCCUGAAAAUACAAAAAAAGAAAUUAUAAAAACAUUAAAUUAUUAUCAUGGACUCAUUUGUAAUUUUGAGACAUUUUUGUUUUCAAAUAGAAUUGAAAAGAAACUAGUUAAUUUAAGUGGUACUGUUCCUGUUACAUUUAAAGGCACCACUUAUCACAUUCCAAUUUGUAUCUGGCUAAUGGAUACACAUCCAAAUAAUGCACCAAUCUGUUAUGUAAAACCUACAUUGGAUAUGCGAAUUAAAAUGUCAAUGUAUGUUGAUCAUAACGGUAAAAUUUAUUUGCCAUAUUUACACAAUUGGACUCCGACUACGUCCAACCUUCUUGAUUUAAUCGGAACAAUGACRGCAACUUUUUCAGAAACACCACCUGUAUAUUCAGUUAUAAGAACUGAACAACCUGUAAACCCUGGUUAUCCUACUCAAAUGCCAUAUGGUGGCACUGGUUCAAAUGUGAUGUUACCAUAUUCUUCAAUACCAACAUCAUCUACUGCUACUUCAAAUCCUACUACUGCGUACCAUGGAAGUUCUAAUACUCCUUAUCCUUUAUAUAAUAAUCAAUUUCCAACACCUUCUCCUUAUCCAACAGGUUCUGCUAGUACAUCAAAUUUUCCUCCAUAUACUCCACCAUAUACAACUCAAAAUUCUUCUCAAAACUGUCCAUAUCCUCAGCAACCUGCACCAAUAAGACCAGAGUAUCCUCCUUACCCAUCAGCUACUAGUAAUUUGCCUAAUCCUUCUACAGGGUUAAAUGAUGGUGGUACGAUAACAGAAGAACAUAUCAAAGCUUCUUUGUUAUCUGCUAUUGAAGAUAAAGUACGGAGACGCUUUAAUGAACAAAUGGCCCAGAAUAAAGCCGAAUUAGAUAUAUUGCAACAUUCUCAACGAGAACUAUCACUCGGAAAAAAUAAAUUAGACUCCAUUCUGACUAGUCUCAAUAAAGAAAAGUCUGAAYUAGAACAAAACAUUCAAGUAUUGCGUGAUAAAGAAUUAGAACUUGAAAUGGCUAUUUCCAAGUUAUCUAAAGAAGAUAAUAUUGAUAUUGACGAUGCUGUAACAACAACUGCACCUCUUUAUAAACAAAUAUUGAAUUCAUUUGCUGAAGAAGCUGCAACUGAAGAUGCAAUCUAUUAUAUGGGAGAAGCCUUAAGAAGAGGUGUGAUUGAUCUAGAAGUAUUUCUGAAACAAGUUCGUUCACUCUCCCGUAAACAGUUUAUGUUACGGGCUUUGAUGCAACGAUGCAGGCAUAAAGCUGGUCUAGUGGCUUAA
Molecule: messenger RNA, 1777 nt
Organism: Diuraphis noxia (Russian wheat aphid)
Lineage: Eukaryota; Metazoa; Arthropoda; Insecta; Hemiptera; Aphididae
Gene: TSG101
Product: tumor susceptibility gene 101
Biological process (GO): endosome to lysosome transport; protein modification process; protein transport
Cellular component (GO): ESCRT I complex
Molecular function (GO): ubiquitin binding
Source: RefSeq, a predicted model, not a curated record